CUGAACAGUGCAGUGCAGUAAAAUGAUGGGUAAUUGUCCUGGGACACCCUUUACGGUCUGGGCUUCUGGUCAGUUGACCUAGAGAAUUAUUUUAUCUUUUUGCAUUAUGCCCUUGGUAUUAAUGACGAGGGCAAUGAGAUUAAUUAAUUAAGUAAGUAAGUAAGUAAUUACUUACUUAUGAAUGGCUUAAGUCGUUUAAACUUUAUUCUAUAUAUGCGUUUUCCUCAUUAUUAUUUGAGAGUGAUUUGGGGAUGUAGGAUGCAGGAGUGGGGGGGUAACCUACAGGAUGUAAGAAUAUUGUUACUCAAGCAGCAUCCUUCCUUAAACUUUUCAGUGCAAAGUUCAAUAACGUUUCUCCUGCUUCACGGGACAGUUGCAGAUACAUUUUUUUUGUUUGGGUAGAGUUUAGCUUUCAGACAGACGCUCAAGGCGGUCACCGCUUCCCUUGGUCCAGCAGACUCGCAAGUGGGCGAAAAAGCUGCUCGUUCACAUGCUCGAGCUUUCGCGUUUGAUUUAGAGUCGGCAGAUGGGAGUCCACCUCACCCCCUCUGUCAGCUCGAGCUUUGUCCAGCGCCACGCGCACUCGUCUUCCCCUAACGCACACGUAGACACGCUUCUUGCGCCUGUCCCGAUGGAACGUGGGCUCUUCGAUCCCGGGGGACUCUAUAAAUAAAGUUCUUCCUUGCGAGCUGAGAUUUCAGAUGCCCCCGUGUUGUCCCGUGAGCCCCCCAGUCGCAGGCAUGGAAAGUCUGAAGCGAAAAAUACCUGGGUAAAAAUAACCGUGCAAGCAAGAGCGGGGUCUUUUUUAACCGGUUGGUUAUUCCGCGCGGUCCUACUGCCGUUUUGUCUCCGUCUCUGUCACCAAUCGUGAAGCGCAGCAACGGUGAGGAAAUCUCGCCGUCGCCAGCCACUGGAGAGUAAGCACGAUUUGGAAAGAAGAAAGUAGGCCUGUCCGUUCCGAGGGGAUUAAGUUGGCGAGCCGUGUUUAACCGACCUCUCGCAUUUGCGUGAGCCCGGUGGCGCUAGGACCCGCUAGUUUUAUGAGCGUCGGAGUGACAGCUUUCGGAAGCCCGACUGUAAAAAAAACUCUGGCGAGCAACCCGGCGGCUCACUCGUGCCCGAACCCUUCACCUCAAAACAUGACUGUUGUCAUUUAACCGAAAUCACGGGGAACGGCAUUUUUUCCCUGAGCGGACCACUGAACAGGCUAUGAACACAGAACAGUGUGAUGCUCGCUGAAUAGACUCCGGUAAGGAGCUGAUAUCCAGCCGCAGGUGAGCGGCAACGGUGCGGAGAUGACUGGAGGCCCGUGCUCCCAGAAGCUGGGUCCCCGUUAUGCCAGGCCCAUACGGAUGGUUCUGCUCAUCCUCAUCCCUGCGAUCUGCGCUCUCGCAUGCGUUCUGUUGGUGCUGUUGGCGUUUACAGGUGUCAUCGGGAACACUUUCCUGGAGUCAGCGGGUUCCCGCUCUCUGGCCACAAUGAGUCCCGUCGCCGCGGACAACAGAUCUGCCCCUGGGGUUCCAAUGACGAUGUCACCAGGGGCAGCCACUGUCACUCAGCCUCACACACAGGGCAUGGGCCACUGGAGACCUCGCGCCGACAACUCUUCAUCAGCGCUCUCACCACCAUCGUCAUCAUCAUCAUCAUCAUCAUCAUCAUCAUCAUCACCACUAACAGCACAGUCUACAUCCACAUCAGUAUCAACAUCAUCGCAGACAUCAUCUUCAUCUCCAUUGUUAUCUUCCUCACCCUCUCCACCAGCCAAGACCACGCCUCCUUCCAAGCUCCAUCCUGAUUGGCUGACGACCACAGCAAGCAUAAUGGGAAUCUUAAACAGUCCCACUGUUGAGGCGACCACUGCUGUGCCUGACCUGGGUGUGUGUGUUGACAUCACUGAGACUCAGUGCCACAUGUUGCAGUAUAACCGGACCGGCGUGUCAUCAGGGGCAACGGUUGUCAAGAGCAGCGAGCUGGAGAUGUUUCUGAAGUUCUUCUCCUACCUGAGCCGGCUUGGCUGCUACACACACAUCAUGCUGUUCGGCUGCAGCCUCGCACUCCCACAAUGCAUCAGCAACGGCACCGACAGGCGUCUGGUGUACCCGUGUGUGGGCUUCUGCGAGGCGGCUCGAGAGGGCUGUGAGCCAGUCCUGCAGAUGUUCAACGCCUCCUGGCCCGAUUUCCUGCGCUGCUCCCAGUUCUCCAACGGAACGCUGCGGCCCGCCGGAACGCCAGAACCAGUGUCCGGAACACCGACAGCGGGAGCAGCGGGAGAUCCCGGCCUCUGUUACACUCCGCGGUACAUCAGGGGCAAACCCUCUCUGUGUGGCGGCCGUGACAACUUCAUGUGUGCGACAGGGAUUUGCAUCCCCCACAAACUGGUGUGUAACGGCUACAACGACUGUGAUGACUGGAGCGAUGAGGCAGACUGCAGCUGUCAGGAGGGGGAGUUUGAGUGUGUGACGGGCAGGUGUGUGAGCCCAGCUCUACUGUGUGACGGCUACGACGACUGUGGGGAUCUGAGUGACGAACACAACUGUGUGUGUGACGCUCAGAGGGAGCAUCGGUGUGGAGAUGGCCGGUGUAUUCCUAGGGACUGGCUGUGUGACGGAGAUCACGACUGCGUAGACAAGAGUGAUGAGGUCAACUGUUCGUGUAAGGCCCAGGGCUUGCAGGAGUGUAAGAAUGGGCAGUGCAUCCCUAGUGCCUUCCGCUGUGAUGGAGAGGAUGACUGCAAGGACGGAAGCGAUGAGCACAAUUGCACACAGACACAGACUCAGAGUCUAUGCACUUCAGGCUGCACCUCAAAUUCCUGUCCCACUGGUUGCCAAGGCAACGCCCCCUGUGAUGGACACAACGCCACCUGCAGCCGCUGCGAGCCCAUCUCCCUGGAGCUGUGUUUGAACAUGCCCUACAACAACACCAUCUUCCCCAACUUCCUGGGCCACCGGUCGCAGCGCGAGAGCUCCGUGAGCUGGGAGGCCAACCUGUUCCCCGCCCUGGUGCAGACCAGCUGCUACCGCUACCUCAUGUUCUUCGCCUGCACCCUGCUCGUGCCCAAGUGUGACCCGCUCACCAACCAAAGGGUCCCGCCCUGCAGGUCUCUGUGCAGGAGCUCUAAGGAGCGCUGUGAGUCAGUGCUAGGCAUUGUGGGAUUGCCGUGGCCAGAGGACACCGACUGUGCCCAGUUUCCCGAGGAUGGAGGCGACACUUCCUGUCUGCUCCCUGACCCGGAUGUGGAUGAGUGUUCACCGAGCCACUUUACGUGCCGUUCUGGACGGUGUGUGUUGGCUACCAAACGCUGUGACUCACAUAUGGACUGCGAGGAUGACAGCGAUGAGGAGAACUGUGGCUGUGUGGAGAGGGGGCUCUGGGAAUGUCCAGGAGACAAAGCCUGCAUCACCCACUCCAUGAUCUGUGACGGCUUCCCCGACUGCAGCCUCAAGGAGGACGAGAGCAACUGCUCGGUGUGUAAUGACAACGAACUGGAAUGUAACAAUCAUGAGUGUGUGCACCGUACUCUCUGGUGUGACGGCAAAAAGCACUGCUCAGACAGCUCUGAUGAGUGGGACUGUGUGUCUCUGUCCAACUCGUCCUCAUCCUCGUCCUUGAGUGUGUCUCGGUCCGGGGGGGAGUACCAGGUGUGUGUGGACGGCUGGACCCCCCAACUCAGUGAGCUCACCUGCACCCAGCUGGGUUUAGGGCUGCCUGCGUCCAUCAAAGAGGUUGAAGAGUCUGGAGUUGGCAGACGGCGCUGGUUACACGUGCAUCAAGAGUGGCACCAGCGCAAUGGGAGCGCUCUGCAAGGGGUCCUGGAGAAGAGAAGUCACGCCUGUGCAUCCCGUAAACAUGUAGCCUUGGAAUGUGGAUCAGAGGACUGUGGGCGCCGGCCAGCGGUCCGUCUGGUGAAGAGGAUUCUGGGAGGUCGUGUGAGUCGUCCGGGUCGCUGGCCGUGGCAGUGUUCCCUCCAGAGCGAGCCCAGCGGACACAUCUGCGGCUGCGUGCUCAUCGGCAAGAAGUGGGCCCUCACUGUGGCGCACUGCUUUGAGGGGCGUGAGAGUGCGGACGUGUGGAAGGUGGUGCUGGGCAUCAACAACCUGGACCACCCGUCGGAGCACACGCAGACGCGCGGCGUGGCCAGCGUGACCCUGCACCAGCGCUACAGCCGCGCCGUGGUGGACUACGACAUCAGCGUGCUGGAGCUGGACCGCGAGGUGGAGAUCACCAGCUACGUGCGGCCUGUCUGCCUGCCGCGCCCGGGACAGCUGCCCAUGCCUGACACCUACUGCUACAUCACCGGCUGGGGUCACGUGGGGAACAGAAUGCCCUAUAAGCUUCAGGAGGGAGAGGUGAGGCUCAUCUCUCUGGCCCAGUGUCAGUCCUACUUCGACAUGAAGACCAUCACCUCACGCAUGGUGUGUGCCGGGUACGAGUCAGGCACAGUGGACUCCUGCAUGGGUGACAGCGGGGGUCCUCUGGUGUGUCGUGAGGGUGAUGGCCGCUGGCGUCUCUAUGGCCUGACCUCCUGGGGCUCUGUGUGUUUCUCUAAAGUGCUGGGGCCCGGGGUCUACGCCAACGUCACACACUUCACCAGCUGGAUCCAACAACAGAUCUACCUACGCACUUACAACCUGGACUAACACGUACACACACACACACACACACACACACACACACACACACACACACACACACCAGUACAUCUGUAGUACAACACCCACUAGAUAUGCUCUUGCUCAAGUCAAAAACGCAAGGCUCAUCAAUACAAAGUUAAAAAACACACACACAUAUAUAGUAUAAUAUAUACACAUAUCCAUAUAAACAUACAUGCACAGGUCACUCAUACUGUGACGACACACACGAGUUAUGUAUGUAUGUACACAAUCUCUUCACAUGUUGGAUCUAGUACCAGAACUACCUGUGCUUCUUCCACCUUAAAUAAUCCAGUCUUUGUCUAUGAGGAGAGAGAGAGAGGGAGAGAGAGAGAUAGAGAGAGAGAGAGAGAGGGAGGGAGAGGGAGAGGGGGAGAGAGAGAGGGAGAGAGAGCGAGAGGAAGAGAGGGAGAGAGAGAGAGAGAGCGGGAGAUAGGGAGAAAUCAGAAAGAGCAUAGGGGUUUGUGAGUGAGAGGGUAUAUAAGCUUUCAGUGAAAGUGCUUCCCUAGUGCCUGUUUGUGUAUCUAUGUGUAUCUGAUUUUGGCAGACAAGCGCAAGUCUUAGAUUAUUUUUUCUCGUCAGGCUUUCCAGUGAAAACACUUUUUGCACCAAGAGAGAGUGUGUGUGUGUGUGUGUGUGUGUGUGUGUAUGUAUGUGUGUGUAGAGGGAGGUUAAAACAGAUUUUACGACCAAAUUCAGUAUUGCUGCAGUUGGCAAACAUCUCUCUCUCUCUCUUUCUCUCUCUCUCACUCUCUCUCUCUCAAUCCCCCCUUUCUAUUAUCUGAUAUGGGGACCUAAGUUUAAUGUUUUCUUUCAGUGUGUUAUAUUUUGUUAUGUAUAUGAAGUUGCAAUGCAUAAUUAUGCACACAGACAUACACACAAAGUUGGAGACCCACUGUCUGUGUCAGUGACACAUUAUCACGUAAUUACUGUACAAUAGGUAUGUAUGUUUGUGUGUGUGUGUGUGUGUGUGUGUGGCCAUGUCUGUGACUGUUACGCAAUAUAUGCUGUUACAAAGACGCACUUGUUGGCAAUGUGUGUGUGUGUGUGUGUGUGUGUGUGUGUGUGUGUGUGUGUGUGUGUGUGUGUGUGUCUUUUGUCCUCCUGGCUUUAAUGUGUCCUCUAAGACCAUACACACACUCCAGCUGUGCAUACACCUCCUGGCUCUACACCUCUCAACCAUCAACAUUCACUGACCUGUAGCAACUCAUUUCUGUGAGUGUGCGUGUGUGUGUGCGCACAUGUGUUUUGUAGUUUUUUGUAGUGUUCUGUAGGCCUAUGUGGAUGUGUCUUUGGUUUUCUAAAACUGUGUGUGUCUGUGUGUCCUAUCUCUCAGUGUGCUAGAACAUUCCGUGUAAAGUUGUUUUUUUGCGUUGUGAUUUUCUAAGAGUAUUUUUCUACAGCUUUCUGUGGCUCUGCUCUCUCAUCUGCUCUCUUAUGUAUCAACAAUUACAAAUAAAAGAUUUCUAUCCCCAAAA
Molecule: messenger RNA, 6127 nt
Organism: Clupea harengus (Atlantic herring)
Lineage: Eukaryota; Metazoa; Chordata; Actinopteri; Clupeiformes; Clupeidae
Gene: corin
Product: corin, serine peptidase
Biological process (GO): proteolysis
Cellular component (GO): membrane
Molecular function (GO): protein binding; serine-type endopeptidase activity
Source: RefSeq, a predicted model, not a curated record